AUGCCGCGUUUGCCAUCCGACGACGCCAGGAGCAUUCACUCGAGUUUCGCCAGUGGAAUGCGCAACUUUCUGUCUCGAGGUUCAUCGAACAGAGCCGUCCAGCGCGCGCGUCGAGGUGCUGACUCAAGCGCCCAUAAUCAACAAACGCCGAACACUGUGAACUCUCCUGCAUCUGCACCCGAAGAUGAGGGAAUACACAACUCCCAUGAGGAUGCUGACCAGAGCAGCGGUGCCACUGGGGUUGUGACCGCUUUGUUCCAGCGCCACCAGAGCCAAGAUUCUAUCUUCAUUCCUUCCAAGUACCGUUUCCCUGCUCCCACAGCUGUUUCAGUCCCAGCUGUGUGGUCCUGGCAAAUGGGGCAAGCUGACUGGGUGCCUUUUGACGUUCAAGUUAUGGAGUUACUUGAGUCGCUUUGGGCUCACAUGCAAAGCCAACAGCAGCAGCAACAGCAGGACGAGCAGCCUGACGCAUUAGUGGAACCACAUGAGGAAGCACAAGAACUUUUGCAGGCGCAGGAACAGGAAGACCAACAGCCGGAGGGACAGUUACAGCAUGGAACGGUGCGUGAGCUUGGAGAGAGCGACGAUUCGACCUCACCGACAGCGGCAACCUCUCAAGCACGUCUAGAGCAGAGCCACAAAGUGUACGCACACAUCUCGCCGUGGCAGUACUGCCUAGACUUGGGCAAAAUGACUCAGCAAAACUUGGCAACCCGCAGAGUGAGACCUAUUCGAAGGAAUAUUGAGUCUGUGGGUUUGUGGUUUGCCAAGGGCUCUGACGGCCACGCAGAGAGGUUUCCUCCGGAGGUGGAAGUACACCUAGAAGCACUAUGGAAGGAGUCAUUGCAGGGCGUGAGAAACCCUAGCGCGUCCGUGCUGACCUGGGAGAAUCAGCGUACAGGGCAUCUCCAUUAUACCGACGUCAUCGCAAUGAGGGAGAGCCUCAAUACCGGCAGUCAGAGAGAGAUCAUGCGCACGGAGCUCGUUGCAGAAGCACUAUUGAACGACUCGGCAGAAGCGGUAAAACCUGGGGACUCGAAGGAACAUUCCUUUCCGCUGCCUUCCCUUGAAGUGGGCACUGAAGAAUCGGGAGAAGCCAUCUGCAAGGGCCAUAGGAAGUGGCUAGAGUCCGAUGACUUUGAUGCUGCCCUAGUUGUAGUAGAAGGGCACGACGUUCCUGACGACACGUGCGUCAUCUGCCUUGACAGUUUGGUCCAAGAACCUUCGACGAAUGCGCAGCAAUCUAAGACAAAAAAGCAGCGACGCCGAUCAAACAUGGGCAAAGACGAAAAAUGCUGCAGUAGAGGAGGUAGCAGCAGCAGGGAUACCAAGGAUAUCAGCGGCACAAGCAGUAGAAACAGAAGACGAAGCAACAGCAAAAUUGCCUGCACUACUAUCGCGGCUUCGCCGAACGAGAGCGAUGCCGGCCCGUCUAGUAACGCCGACUGCGAUAUGAACAGCCCAAAGGAUACAGACUCAAAAUUUCCUGAUAGUAAUAAAGAAGAGGUUGUACGUCUGAUAAAUUGCUCCCACCACUUUCACACCGAAUGCAUCCGCAUGUACGUACAGAGCUGCACGAAAGGAGGUUUCUACUGUCCGACAUGCAACGUUCUACAGCUGCCUGGCAAUGGCCCUUGCCCACCAGGGAAGAUGAAAUGGAGGAUAUGCAAUCGACCUUUACUUGCAGGACACCCAGACGAAGGGACAAUUAUUAUUGACUACAUUGUCAGCGGGGGUAUACAGACGGAAAGGCAUGCUCGACCCAGCAUCCCCUUUACUGGAGCGAGGAGACAGGCAUAUUUGCCGGAUUGCUUGAUGGGACGGAGACUACUGAGGCUCCUUAUUCAGGCUUUUGUCAAGGGUCACAUUUUCACUGUUGGCGACAGUGUGACGUCGGGGCAGUCAAACGUGGUUGUUUGGAACGGCAUCCACCACAAAACGAGCGUCUCUGGCGGUGUGUUGCACUACGGCUACCCUGAUGACACAUUCCUUUCUCGGCUGGCGGAGGAGCUUAAAGCGCGUGGAUUUCCGUUGGAGGCGGAUUCACCAUCAGCGGUUAGCGUUUGA
Eimeria tenella is the source of this 2067-nucleotide messenger RNA. RefSeq names its product zinc finger (C3HC4 RING finger) protein, putative. Gene Ontology annotation, cellular component: nucleoplasm. Bases 1 to 2067 code for a protein of 688 amino acids. NCBI's taxonomy places the organism in Eukaryota, Apicomplexa, Conoidasida, Eucoccidiorida, Eimeriidae. Gene Ontology annotation, biological process: Notch signaling pathway; protein ubiquitination. The record is from RefSeq and is a predicted model, not a curated record. The transcript is spliced from 8 exons. Gene Ontology annotation, molecular function: ubiquitin protein ligase activity.